Molecule: messenger RNA, 1485 nt
Organism: Patiria miniata (bat star)
Lineage: Eukaryota; Metazoa; Echinodermata; Asteroidea; Valvatida; Asterinidae
Product: zinc transporter 2-like
Exons: 8
Coding region: 270-1349 (359 amino acids)
Biological process (GO): response to zinc ion; zinc ion transmembrane transport
Cellular component (GO): plasma membrane
Molecular function (GO): zinc ion transmembrane transporter activity
Source: RefSeq, a predicted model, not a curated record
CUGGUUAGUUUUAAUGCACCUGACAGGUAGCGGCGAUUUUUAAGAGACAUUCGUUAAUUGCAAGGUAGCACAAGCUGCACGCGAGCUGAAUGUCGGACGAAGAGUUUUACUAGGAAUUAUAUGCAUUAGCAAAAAAUUGGUUACUUAGAAACCAUCACCACCGCGUACCGUCAUCUUCAUCUUCCGUAGCAACCACCACCAUCAGCACCCUUUCACGGCAACCCACCACACAAUUGGAUCAAAGGCAGCACACAAGGUGCAUUUGGGCAAUGGGAGGCAGCAAGCGCAGAGACGAGAUGUUGCUGAACUCCGGCCCCGACGAUGAGAACGGAUACGGCACGGUGGACGGCGAGCACGGUGCCCAGCUCCACCUAGCGAGACACGAGGUGCUACAGCGGGCCAGGAACCGACUGCUCAUCGCUGCCGUGCUGAGUCUGAUGGUCAUGGUUGCGGAAAUAGUAGGUGGCUACCUGGCUGACAGCCUAGCCGUAGUCACAGACGCAGCCCAUAUGCUGGUCGACUUUCUGGGUUUUAUCAUCGCCCUACUGGCUAUCUGCUUAGCCCGGAAACAGCCCAGCCAGAGACUAACACACGGCUGGCAUCGAGCAGAGAUUAUAGGAGCCCUCUUCUCCGUGCUCAUUAUCUGGGUCAUGACGGGAGUGCUCAUCUACCUCGGUAUCAAACGGGCCAUGACGGACCGUCUCGAGAUCGAUGCUAACAUCAUGAUCAUAACAGCAUCCAUCGGGCUGACCAUUAACUUCAUUCUAGGGUUCAUACUACAUUUCAAAUGUGAACGUGGUAACAUUAUGCCAACUGUGUCGGUCCUUGAGGCAUCGUACACGGAACAUCAGAGCAUGAACCUACGGGCGGCCACGCUCCACGUCAUUGGUGACAUCAUACAGAGUCUCAGCAUUCUGAUUGGUGCAAUCGUGCUUUACAUUCGUCCGGAUCUGACCAUUAUCGACCCGAUACUGACGAUCAUAUUCAGCGUGGUCGUGUUCCUGACCACGUGCAGACUGUUUCGGGAUAUCAUGACGAUACUCAUGGAGGCUAAACCGACCUCUAUUGACUUCGCCGAUGCUCGUCGCCGAUUGGUUGAGAUUGACGGCGUCGAGGGCGUUCAUUCCUUGCGCAUAUGGUCGCUGACAAGUGGCGUUCACGUCAUCACUGUCCAUUUAGUAAUUGCCACGCUGUACGAUGGCGAGCCGGUCAACGCCCGUGGCAUCCUGAAGGAAGCCCGCCACAUCUUGGAAACCAAGUUCGGCGUGCUGUACUCCACGGUGCAAAUCGAAUACAGCGACGACGGCAUGGCCUUCCUAUGCGCCCGCACGCCCGGACCGUCCGAUUAAAAAAAAAAAAAAAAACGGUGACCCAUAGAGCGCCCUCAAGCUGCUUGAAAUCCGUAGGAAAAAAAAACCGAGACGGAAGUUUUGCACGAAUGAUUUUGAGUGAUAGUUGGUUAUCAAUUGUGCCAAUUAACGAUUU